Penicillium nucicola is the source of this 1155-nucleotide messenger RNA. Its product is annotated as aryl-alcohol dehydrogenase aad14. Lineage: Eukaryota; Fungi; Ascomycota; Eurotiomycetes; Eurotiales; Aspergillaceae. The transcript has a single exon. The record is from RefSeq and is a predicted model, not a curated record. Bases 1 to 1155 code for a protein of 384 amino acids.
AUGGCGCAUCUUUGGGCCCCUGCUCCUGAACCAGACACCGAACUGGGACGGUACCGGGUUCUCUCUUCUACUGCUGGCAUUCGUGUUUCACCACUUCAGAUCGGAACUAUGUCGAUUGGCAAUGCAUGGGAAGAAUCCAUGGGUUCGAUGACGAAGAAGGACUCCUUCAGACUUCUCGAUGCAUUCUUCGAGGCAGGCGGAAAUUUCAUUGAUACAGCAAACAAUUACCAGGACGAGCAAUCGGAGACAUGGAUUGGAGAGUGGAUGAUCCAACGUAAGAACCGUGAUCAAUUGGUAAUUGCCACCAAAUUUACAACGGACUACCGGUCAUACAAGUUGGGUAAAGGGAAGGCCCCAAACCAUUGCGGCAAUCAUAGGCGCAGUCUCAAUAUGAGUGUCCGUGAUUCAUUGAAGAAGUUGCAAACCGACUGGAUUGACAUCUUGUACGUCCACUGGUGGGAUCAAACUACAUCAAUUGAAGAGGUCAUGGAUAGUCUUCAUAUGCUUGUGGAAAAAGGAAAAGUGCUCUACUUGGGCAUUUCGGAUACACCAGCAUGGAUAGUCACAGCAGCAAACCUAUAUGCUCACAGACAAGGGAAGACUCCUUUCAGUAUCUACCAAGGCAGAUGGAAUGUCAUGUUGCGCGACUUUGAACGGGACAUCAUCCCUAUGGCACGCCAUUUUGGAAUGGCCCUUGCCCCUUGGGAUGUCAUGGGCGGCGGGAAAUUUAAAACAAAGGAGGAAAUUAAACAACGCAAAGCUCGUGGGGAGGCCCUGCGUAGCAUUCUGAGCCCGGAGCAAAGUGAAGAGGAGGAAACGAUGAGUGCAGCGCUUGAAAAAGUGGCCAAUGAACAUGGGAUCAAGUCACUCACUGCAGUUGCCCUGGCAUAUGUUAUGGCGAAAGCACCGAAUGUGUUCCCUCUUGUUGGCGGCCGCAAAGUGGAGCACCUUCACGAUAAUAUCUUGUCUCUCAAAAUACGGUUGACAGCGGAGCAGAUCAGUUACCUUGAGAGCCAAAAGCCGUUUGAUGUCGGCUUCCCAAGUAACUUUAUCGGCCCGGAUCCCAAUGUGAUUGGCAAAGCGUCUUUCCUGUUGGCUGCCAACGCCUCGUAUUCAUUUGUGCGGUCGUCCAGGUCCAUCACGAGCCCAGAAUAG